GCCGUACACCGUUAAUCACUUUGCUUCUUGCCGACUUUCACGUACCGGUACCAAGACGAUGGCCGCGAUAAAGCGCGUACUCAUAACGGGUGCCAGCCGCGGCAUUGGCCUCGAGCUCGCCCGGCACUACAAGGCUAAAGGAUGGCUCGUCAUCGCGGCUGUACGCAACCCCGCGACAGCAAUCGAGCUGCAUGAGCUGGGUCUCGAGCGCAUUGUCGCCAUGGAUGUCAUCGACGAAUUGUCUAUUGACGCAGCGGCAUCAACGAUUGGCCCCGACACGCCGAUCGACCUACUUCUCAACAACGCUGGUAUUCUCCUCGGUCGAUCCUUGACAGACGCGACGAAGGAAAACCUCUUGCGUCAAUUCGAAGUCAACACGGUCGGGCCGUUUCUCGUCACGAAGGCGUUCUUGCCCAACUUGAACGCUGCCGUGAAGACGCAGGGACUCGCAAUUGCCGCCUAUAUCACGUCCAAAAUGGGAAGUAUCGAAUGCAACGUCGCCGGUAGCUGCUACGGGUACCGAGCGUCGAAGACGGGCCUCAAUAGCCUCAUUAAGUCCCUCGCCAUCGAGCUCGGGCCCAAGGGUAUCUCAACGUUGCUGCUCCAUCCGGGUUAUGUCCAAACCGACAUGAAUGACAUGCGGGGCGAGCUCACAGUAGCCGAGAGCAUUGCCGGCAUGGCGGCAGUUCUCGAUACUGCAAAACCUGGUGACAAUGCCAAGUACUACGACAUCGAUGGAAGUAUUUUGCCGUGGUAAGAGUCCCCCAGGAUGUGAGACAGCUUGUUUUACGUUAAGCCACCAACCCGGAAAUCAAAUCUUGUGAUAUCGGACA
Messenger RNA from Saprolegnia parasitica CBS 223.65, 833 nucleotides. RefSeq lists its product as hypothetical. Gene Ontology annotation, molecular function: oxidoreductase activity, acting on the CH-OH group of donors, NAD or NADP as acceptor. The record is from RefSeq and is a predicted model, not a curated record. Bases 59 to 757 code for a protein of 232 amino acids. Lineage: Eukaryota; Oomycota; Saprolegniomycetes; Saprolegniales; Saprolegniaceae. The transcript has 2 exons.